AUGAGAAACAACAUUUCCUAUACUAAUUGUGUAAUUCAGCUCUUCCUGUUCAUGACUCUUGUGGGAGCAGAGUGCCUUCUCCUGGCAGUCAUGGCUUACGACCGCUAUGUGGCAAUAUUCCAUCCCCUCCACUACUCAUUUCUCAUGUGCCCUACAGUUUGUAUUUUCAUGGUGGCUGGCACUUGGCUGGAUGCACUUCUCAAUGCCUUCAUCCAUGUUGUCUAUGUUCUGAAUCUUCCUUAUUGUGGCUCCAGGGAAAUCCAUCAUUUCUUUUGUGAGAUCCCAGCUCUCCUGAAACUUGUUUGUGCUGACACUUCUCUUUAUGAAAAUGGCCUUUUUGUCAGUGGUGUUGUAUUUCUCCUCUUUCCAAUAUCUGCCAUCAUGGCUUCAUAUGGGCAGAUUCUCUACACUGUUUUGAGAUUAGGAUUAAACAUGGGGAUGAGGAAGACUUUGGCAAUGUGUUCUUCCCAUAUGAUUGUGGUGACUCUCUUCUAUGGAAUAGUCAUCAUCAAGUAUUUUCUCCUCAAAGCCUAUCACACUGCUGAGCAGGACAAAGUGGUCUCUAUCUUUUACACCAUCCUAAUGCUCAAUCCCCUCAUCUACAGUCUGAGAAACAAGAGAUGGCUGGAGCCCUCAGGAAAGUCUUCAGAAGAAAAGUAA
Molecule: messenger RNA, 660 nt
Organism: Balaenoptera musculus (blue whale)
Lineage: Eukaryota; Metazoa; Chordata; Mammalia; Artiodactyla; Balaenopteridae
Product: olfactory receptor 2AG2-like
Biological process (GO): G protein-coupled receptor signaling pathway
Cellular component (GO): membrane
Molecular function (GO): G protein-coupled receptor activity; olfactory receptor activity
Source: RefSeq, a predicted model, not a curated record